Messenger RNA from Populus euphratica (Euphrates poplar), 1579 nucleotides. It is a transcript of the gene ER-ANT1, whose product is annotated as endoplasmic reticulum-adenine nucleotide transporter 1. Gene Ontology annotation, molecular function: ATP:ADP antiporter activity. Gene Ontology annotation, biological process: mitochondrial ADP transmembrane transport; mitochondrial ATP transmembrane transport. Gene Ontology annotation, cellular component: mitochondrial inner membrane. The record is from RefSeq and is a predicted model, not a curated record. Lineage: Eukaryota; Viridiplantae; Streptophyta; Magnoliopsida; Malpighiales; Salicaceae. The coding region runs from base 254 to 1201 and encodes 315 amino acids. The transcript is spliced from 4 exons.
AAAAACUAUGCGGGGUUGUCUAAGCAAGAAUAUAGUUUGGGGAGUUUAUUGAUAAAGCAUCGAAACUUGAGGGAGAAAAUUGAAAUGUGUGUCUUAUAUUUUUUAUGUCAGAGAUUAAGAUCGACCUCUCAAAUUGCCAGCUCCAAAGAAUUCUCAAUCUGCAAGAACGAAAGAAGACUCUCUCAGAGCUUCUUUCUCAAAAUCGAGAAAUUUCCCAAUUCAGAAGUUAAAGGGCCGGAAGAGAGGAGAGGAAAUGGGGGCGAAAUCAAAAUCUGAAAAAUUUUCUGCAGAAUUUGUAAUGGGAGGAGCGGCAGCAAUAGUAUCAAAGAGCGCUGCAGCACCAAUUGAAAGAGUGAAGCUUUUGUUGCAAAAUCAAGGAGAGAUGAUUAAGAGAGGCCAACUCAAAACACCUUACACUGGGGUUCGUGAUUGUUUCAAAAGGGUUUUUAGAGAAGAAGGUCUUUUUUCGUUUUGGAGAGGUAAUCAGGCCAACAUCAUUCGAUAUUUCCCUACUCAGGCUUUCAAUUUUGCAUUCAAAGGUUACUUCAAGGGCCUUUUUGGAUGCUCAAAAGAGAAAGAUGGUUACAUAAAGUGGUUCACAGCGAAUGUUGCUUCUGGAAGUGCAGCUGGGGCAAUAACAUCAUUGUUUCUGUAUCAUUUGGAUUAUGCACGUACCCGUCUAGGAACCGAUGCUAGACAGUGCCCGAUAAAUGGUCAACACCAAUUUAGAGGGUUAUUUGAUGUAUACAGGAAAACUGUGUCAAGUGAUGGAAUUUUAGGUCUGUAUAGGGGAUUUGGGGUUUCAAUAAUGGGAAUUAGUCUUUACAGAGGCAUGUAUUUUGGUUUCUAUGACACCAUGAAGCCAAUCAUUUUGGUGGGAUCUUUUGAGGGGAAUUUCUUUGCUAGUUUCUUGUUAGGUUGGAGCAUCACCACUGUAUCUGGAGUCUGCGCUUAUCCCUUUGACACUCUGAGACGGAGAAUGAUGCUUACUUCUGGAAAUCCUGUGAAGUAUCGCAACUCCAUGCAUGCUUUUCAUGAGAUCAUUCGUCUUGAAGGUUUUCAAGCACUAUAUCGAGGAGUUAGUGCAAACAUGCUUGUUGGAGUGGCAGGAGCUGGAGUACUUGCUGGGUAUGAUCAGCUGCACAGAAUUGCAGUUAGAUAUGGCUAUGUUUUGGAACCACGCCAGAAUACCAUGAAGUAAUCCUUCGCAUGCUAUUUGAACAUUGCUGUAGCUUCAUUCGCUGAUUCUCAUGGUAAAAUGGGGGUGGGAAUGCUUGUAAAAUAGACCUGUGAAAUUGAUUUGUUGUUCAGGUUUUACCCUGAACGCCUAUGGAAUAUGAAGGGAUGCUUCCAUGAUCAUCAUCUUGAAAACCAAAAUGAGCAUUCAACUGGAAAAGGAGGAUGGGCCAAGACAAUGGCCUGGAUUAAACUAAAGGAAGGAUCAUAUGGUUCCUUCAAUGUAAUAAAUAUAUCAAUCAUUCAAAAUUUAAGGUCUUGCUAUUCAAGGCUUAAUGGCCGAAUGGAAGAAACAGUUGGCCCCACUUUUUAAUGAAAUCCAGCUGGACCUUGUAUUUUUAUG